UAGAGUUCGAGUCGUGGAAAGUGCUAAUAAAAUCCACUGACGACUUGAACUCACUUUAGUGGGCAGGCACAGCUACCAUGAGCACCGUAUCCUCAUCCUCGUUGCCCCAAUCGACAACCCUCCGUCCAACAUCCCCCCAACAAUCAAAUCCUGAAAUUUUUGACUCACAGGAAGCAACCUCCUCAGCAGGAUCCUCUCAAUUAUUAGAUUUCCAGAUUGCACAGACUGCACAGACUGCAAUAUCUCCAAGAGCAUCCUUCAUGACUACAUCGUCAGAACCGGUAUCAACCGCAAAUAUCUCACGCAGGGCAACAAUCACAACUUCCCCACAAUUAUCUCCAGUUACCGCUCAAACUCCAAAGUUAUCGCCAUCCAGAGCGCGGAGAGCAAGGGAAUGGACUAUUAUCCUAAGAGCCUUUGGAGUUCGACUCCUUAGCACAUGGCGCAGUACACUGUACGGCCAAGACACUGAAGUAAAGAAAAUCAUACUGGACCAAUCUUUUCGAGUAGCCUUGAUACGUUGCUCGGUGCAUUUCCUCCCGAUUUCAGCAUCCGUCGCCCUUACGGUUUUGAAUCUUAAGGGAUACUUUAUCGGGGCUACCUUCCAAGGCCCAUCUAAUCUCAGCGACGCGGUAGAUACGCUGUUUCUGCAGGUUGCUGCUAAAAUGAUGGAGUUACUCAUAGUAGCAUCGCUUAGCACUAUAGUUCUCGAGAUCAUCAGACACGAGAUUCUUCAUAGGAAAGAGGGUUUACCGUUCGGACUUCUCGGUUCUGCUUUUUCCUUUAAGGAUUUAUCAUUUUUCUGGUCCCCGAAUCUGUGGUAUGGAACCGGAGCUAUAUCUUCAAAGUGGCAGAAAGGCCGAAUACUAGUUAUAUUAUUGGUAUCGGGUUUAGUUGCCACUUUUGCUGGACCAUCGGCCGCCUUGCUGAUGAUCCCCCCUGCCCGUUAUUUUCCAGGGGGAGGGACCACUUUCUGGCUUGUUGGGAACCGGAAUUCACUUUGGCCCUUGAAUCUCAAUUCUGGUGCAGUUGGUGGAGCAUCAUGUCUGAAUGCUACGGCCGAAAUGCUAGAAUUGAGAACCAAAAACACCACGGGAUGCAUCUGGUCCUCAACAUCAUCCAUAGCUGAAUCUGCUAAAGGUUGGCAUCUGAGCACUUUCUACAACACUAUAACCAUAGUCGAUGAACUUUCUCAACGAUCGGUAUCUUACCGUGCUAGUGAUUGGACUGCCAACUAUUUCGACACCUGGGCUGUUUCGAGCAGCUGUGCCAUCGCCGUUUAUUCCACAGAGCUGUCUAAGAUUUGGUACGACGCCAUCUAUCACGCCCCAAUAACGAAACAUAUUGCUUAUAGCAGUUUGAAAUACCGCGAACCGACUCUUUCGCUAGCUACAACUGUUAGUCAAAUACCUGUUACUCGUGUGAGAUGUAACAACAGAAGGAAUGUAACAUUUGGCACUAGUUCAGAGUUAUCUUUCCCAGUAUUCGCAUAUUAUGGCGACUACCCAGCCAGCGAGCACAACCUUUCUGUAACCACCGUCAACUCGUCUUCCAUUCUCACCCAAUGGAUUCCCAUACCCCAAACCCCACGCAAGCGCUCGUUCGGCUCUAUAUAUAGUUACCCCAGCACCUUUCUAACAAUACAAAUCCCCCAAAAUUCCGAGAACUGCACGGUAUAUGCAUGUGCUGUUGAUGCACGCUGGGCAGACGGAGAAGCAAGCCUAUCUAACGUUGCCCACAGUAACUCUUUGCAAACAGGCGUCGUAACAAGUAAAAACGGGGGCCCCUAUGCAAACCCUCGGUUCUCACCCAUCGAUGACGGGACGUGGAAGCAAGUCAGUGCUGAUCUCGAUUGGCUGUAUACGCUUACACCGUUUUUAAACUCUUCUGUUUCUCCACCCCCACCUCAAACCCGAGACCUACCUGGGUGGACAAGUCUCGGAUCCCUGCUUGCUACUGCGGGGUUCGAUAACAGCACAUCCUUAAUCCAAAGCGACGGGGGCUGGGCCAGCUUAACCUCAGCACUGGAAUCUGUCAUCGCGAUCUUAGUCACCGAAGGGAUGGCUAGAAUCGGACUUACUGAGAACAUGCGCGCUGAAAUCUACUAUAAAGAUGCGGGAAUACCCUAUCUGUACUCCGGGCUUACAGACACAAUCUACCCAUUUUACGACUCCAUUCUCAAAGACGAUAGCAAGUGUAUCCUCCCUCAACAACACAUCGAUGCCGACAAUCUCACCAAGGCUCACUGGGACGUAUUAGUUUCCGGUUAUGCGUAUAAGGCAGAUAGCAUAGCCUACUAUCUCGCGAUCGCAGUCCUGCUUUUGCACGCUGCCAUGGCGCUCGCACAUAUGGCACACUGCCUCCUCUUCAAGCAGCUUUCUUCCGACGCAUGGGAUUCGUUCGAGGAGAUGAUGGCGCUGAGUUAUAAUUCGCGACCCGAGGGGAAGUUGCGGAACGCGUCGCCGGGGAUUAGGAGUAAUGCUACGUUGAAGAAGAAGGUUAUGAUUAGAGUUGUGGAAGGGGAGAAGAGGGUUAGGGGUGAAGAGGAGGUGCAGCUUCUGUUUGAUAGAGCGCCGGAUGAGGGGUUUGAGAUGGUGAAGUUUAAUGAGGAAUAUGGUGCUGUGGAUUAGAUAAUGCUUUUAUUGUUAUGUCUGAAUUUGAGGACAUGUGUGACCAUGUUAUUAUCAUCAAUAGAAGUCAUUGUAUCUUGAAA
This is a messenger RNA of Hyaloscypha bicolor E, 2713 nucleotides long. RefSeq lists its product as uncharacterized. Bases 78 to 2630 code for a protein of 850 amino acids. The record is from RefSeq and is a predicted model, not a curated record. Lineage: Eukaryota; Fungi; Ascomycota; Leotiomycetes; Helotiales; Hyaloscyphaceae. The transcript has 3 exons.